Molecule: messenger RNA, 1422 nt
Organism: Penicillium pulvis
Lineage: Eukaryota; Fungi; Ascomycota; Eurotiomycetes; Eurotiales; Aspergillaceae
Exons: 1
Coding region: 1-1422 (473 amino acids)
Biological process (GO): phospholipid catabolic process
Molecular function (GO): hydrolase activity, acting on ester bonds
Source: RefSeq, a predicted model, not a curated record
AUGGCUCGAGUGUUGGCGUUGCUUGCGCUCGCCCUUGGCGCAGGCGCUUAUCAGCAACCGUUGUCAUUCGACGAGGCCGAACAGCUCAGUAAGCUUCGCAGUGCGAUCAAGAAUGUCGUCGUGCUUGUACAAGAAAACCUCUCGUUUGACCACUUUGCUGGUGGUCUUACAUACAAUAGCAGCAUCGAUGGCUUAGUGAACCGAAAAUACUGCAACCCAGCAAACGUAUCUAUACCCGACACCUCCCGCCAAGUUUGCGCAGCCAACACCGCACAGAAUAUCGCUGCAGAUGAUCCCAAUCACAGCGUUUCCGGCAUCAACAUGCAACUUUUUGGAUCAUAUCACCCUCCCGCGCUCGCUGAAUCUUCCAUGAAUGGUUUUAUCACCGAGCAACGAGUUUCCUACCGACUGGAACGCUUGGAGAAACAGCUGGAAUUGGACAGACCCGGGAGACCUGCAAAAAUACAACAUGAUGAAACACGAGGAAUGUCACCAGAAAUGAUCGAUAUACUCGAGCGUGAACGUGCAGCUGAAGUCAUCGAUUAUUUCACACCUGAGCAUAUCCCUGUUUUCAAUGCGAUCGCAGAAAAUUAUGUUCUCUUUGACCGGUGGUUCGCUGCCGUACCCGGGCCUACCAACCCCAACAGAGCAUAUCUCACAUCGGGUACCUCUUUCGGGCAUGGGAGAAACGAUGAAGCAUUCCUUCGAUCAGAAAUGCCACAACGAUCAAUUUUUCAACAACUAUCGGAGAAGGGAAUGAGCUGGACCAACUACGAGGAAUCAACAAGGUCCAGUCCUGCAUUUUUGCCCGAUGCAAUGUUUUACGAAUGGACCGCAAAAUCCAUCACAAGCAAGACAAGCGUCAAACCUAUUGAACAAUUUUAUCAAGAUGCCGCCAACGGUGAAUUGCCGCAGUUCACCUGGAUCAACCCCGAGUGCUGUCAUUACACUUCAAUGCACCCGCCUUCCCCCAUCAAUAUGGGUGAGAACUACAUCAAGAGCAUAUAUGAAGCACUAAGGAAUUCACCUCAGUGGAACGAGACACUGUUCAUUUUGACGUGGGACGAACAUGGUGGAUUUGCGGAUCAUGUGUCCCCUCCGAUGCAAGUGCCCGCCGGUGACAGCCUGACAUACACCGAAAAAGCUGCUGACGGCGGCGACUACACAUUUCACUUCGAUCGUCUGGGUGUCCGUGUUCCUACAGUUCUCAUAUCUCCUUGGGUUGGAAAGGGUCUCAUUCAAAACAAGCCGGAUGGAGAUAGUGACUUUACCCACACUUCCAUUCUGAAAACCCUUUCUGAGCUUUGGGACUUGGACAUCCUCACACCUCGGGUAGAAUGGUCGCCUUCCUUCAAGCAUUUGAUUACAAGUGAAUACCGGGAUGAUACACCGGAGUGGCUUCCCGAGGCAGCAGACUUUUAA